AUGGCUAAUAACAUGGAUGCUGCUUAUACCCUCGAUGAAAAACACCCAGUCAAAAUUGAAAGUCUUCCAAUCUCAACCCCAGAAUGUCAGGCUGACAUAGAUAAAAACUCUGCCGAGAUGGAUGCAACCCUAGUAGCCGACAUCUAUAAGCUACUGAAAGAGGCCGAAUCCCCAGAUUUCGACAGUCGAUGGCGAGAAAGCCCUUCCGAGGCGUUAAGCCCGUCUACCCAGCACGCGGCAUGCACAUAUCGACGGACUCUCUGCCUCGGACUAAAAGGCUUACUAGGGGAAAUCAUGAUUCCCGAUAGCCAAGUCUGGCAGGAUGCAGUUGCCUACUGCCGAGCAGUCAUCACAGCCCCCGAGGAUUCCAUCGCCCGGGCCAAUUCGUACUGGAUCAGAUCAUCUUCCGACGUCAGCAAAGCACACCUGCAACGAUUCGGCCCAGGGAUCGUUGCUGCAGCGCGGAGGGGCGCUUCCGAGAUCGUCUCCGACCACUUCCACGGAGACCGACUGAAAGUGCCCCAUAUCGAUAAGCGACAGAGCUUCUACCGGAAUGCGCGAAAUACGAACCUGGGUGCGUUGUUUUAUCCGUCUUCAAGCCCCCUGGCGGUUGGGGCCUUUGAAUCGGGAAUAAUACCGUGCUCGCUGGCUAUGCUGGCCUUUCUGGACCCGGAGACGGCGGUCAAAGCGGCGUCGCUUUCUGGUGUGGCCAUCUCCGAUGACUAUGCUGCGUUCUCGCGGGACGAUUGUGCGUUUCGGCUGCGGAUCGUGGGCUUUGCGCUUGGAUGCGCGUAUGACAUUGGUGGGCAGUUGGUUAAUGCACUCAUCGAUGGGAGUAUGCUGCAAUGUGUCGGCACCGGUGACCAGCUCUCGCUCGACGCUGCUAGGGCAUGGAGAGCCAUCAGUGGCUGUACGUCACCCAACAGUGGGUAUAUAUUCGGCAAGGAAAGCUUGGAAGAGGGCCUUGUGAUCACGGAGGUUGAAACGGCGAUGCACGACUUGCUGGAUUGGAGGUCUGAUGUAGCGGCUGGGAACCAUGAGAAUGGCGUUUCGGCAGCAUACGGAUUGGGCAUCCAAGACCCUUUUCACGCGUAUCUGGAGGCGAUGUUGCAGCGAGCAACGUCUAAUCCGAGGUCUGGUUGUUAUGCGAUUGGGGCCAUAAUGUAUAUGCACUUUGCAAGUGUGAGAUAUGGGUCGUAUGACUAUCGCGGCACACAUGGGGCGCCAUGCGCUGAGUGUGUUCGCAUUCUGAGAAACGUGACAAUUGGUGCAGGGCUGGUCUGGGCCCCAAAACCGCCUCCUAGAUGUUUUGAGGACAGCGCCGAUAUCAGGAAGCUGGGGAAGAUUUGGAUUGAUGAAUUCAAGGACGGUGGUUUGGUUCAAGAAGGUCUCGGCUGGUUUCAGCAUCUGGUGUCGACGGGAGAAAUUCGACUAUUCGAUGUCCUGAAUCCGAUUAAUGAGGUUGAUACUGGCGCCGAUUGGGCCUGA
Molecule: messenger RNA, 1488 nt
Organism: Aspergillus nomiae NRRL 13137
Lineage: Eukaryota; Fungi; Ascomycota; Eurotiomycetes; Eurotiales; Aspergillaceae
Exons: 1
Coding region: 1-1488 (495 amino acids)
Source: RefSeq, a predicted model, not a curated record